AUGUCCCACCAAGUCAGACUGAGACUGCUGCCGAGCGCCAGGUGUUUGUUCGAUGAGCCUCUUCAGGUGAAGGUGUCCGGGCUGAGGUGCAGGCAGGUGGUCACCAUGAGAGCCAGAUCUACAGAUGAUAGGGGAGUGGUGUUCAGCUCCUCGGCCACCUACAAGGCUGAUGGUGAUGGUGAGAUUGACCUGAGCAGAGACCCCUCACUCAGCGGGAGCUACGUUGGCGUUGAACCCAUGGGUCUGCUGUGGUCGAUGACAGCAGACGCCUUGCACAAAAUGUUUCAGAAGAAAAGUCCCUUAAAUCCCCAUGUGUUGAACUUCUCAGUGCACGACGAGGACAGGAUGUUGGCGGAGGCAACUAAUGAGAGGUUUCUAAUGAGAGAUGGUGUCAGACGAGUUCCUGUCAAACAGGGGAAUAUUAACGGAGUCCUUUUUACUCCUCAAGGCAGCGGUCCGUUCCCUGCUGUGUUGGAUCUGUACACAUUUGAUGGAGGUUUGUCAGAGAAAAGAGCUGCUCUGCUGGCCAGCCGAGGAUUUCUGGUUCUGGCUGUGUCUCUGUUCGGUCACAACCUGCUGAAGAACACCAAAGAAAUUAAUCUGGAUUAUUUUGAGGAAUCAAUAGACUUUUUAAAAAGCCAAGAUAAGGUGGGCAGUAAAGGAGUUGGUGUAUUAUCCAUUUCAAAAAGUGGAGAUCUUGCUCUGUCAAUGGCCUCUUAUCUACCAGGAGUUGAGGCUGUCGUUUGGAUUAAUGGCUGCUCUGCUAACACAGCACUUCCUCUCUACUAUAAGCAAAAACUAAUUCACCCUGCAUUAAUGUAUGACAAGAAAAAGUUUAUUUCCUCAGAGUCAGGAGCUGUUAAUGUCAAAUUCUCUCUCCACAAUCCUCUUGAAGAAGAGAACAGAGCCACAUUGAUCCCCAUUGAAAAAGCUGACAGUCAGUUCCUUUUCGUGGCCUCAGAGGACGACCUCAACUGGGACAGCAAGGCUUACAUGGAUGAGGUGGUGGAGAGACUGAAGCAUCAUGGGAAACAGAACUUUGAGAGUGUCAGUUACCCUGGAGCUGGACAUUAUUUAGAGCCCCCUUAUGGACCAUACUGCCCCUCAAGUUUUCAUCCACUUGCAAGCAAGCCAGUUUUGUGGGGGGGUGAGCCCAGGUCCCACGCUGCAGCUGAAGUCCACCUAUGGGAGAAGAUCCAGGAGUUCUUCUGGACUCACUUGAGCUGUGAUGGUAAUCGGAAGAAAUCAAAGUUAUAG
Nematolebias whitei (Rio pearlfish) is the source of this 1257-nucleotide messenger RNA. RefSeq names its product acyl-coenzyme A thioesterase 1-like. Gene Ontology annotation, biological process: acyl-CoA metabolic process; fatty acid metabolic process. Bases 1 to 1257 code for a protein of 418 amino acids. The record is from RefSeq and is a predicted model, not a curated record. Gene Ontology annotation, molecular function: fatty acyl-CoA hydrolase activity. The transcript is spliced from 3 exons. Lineage: Eukaryota; Metazoa; Chordata; Actinopteri; Cyprinodontiformes; Rivulidae.